This is a messenger RNA of Balaenoptera ricei (Rice's whale), 535 nucleotides long. RefSeq names its product otoraplin (gene OTOR). The record is from RefSeq and is a predicted model, not a curated record. The transcript is spliced from 4 exons. Bases 56 to 445 code for a protein of 129 amino acids. Gene Ontology annotation, molecular function: protein binding. Gene Ontology annotation, biological process: cartilage condensation. Lineage: Eukaryota; Metazoa; Chordata; Mammalia; Artiodactyla; Balaenopteridae.
AAGUCAGUCUCCACUUCCACUCAAAGGGCAAAAGCAAAAACAGCAAAAAAGGAAGAUGGCAAGACUAUUGUUACUUUUCCUCCCGGGUCUUGUGGCCAUAUGUGCCGUGCAUGGAAUAUUUAUGGACAGACUUGCUUCCAGGAAGCUGUGUGCAGAUGACGAGUGUGUCUAUACUAUUUCUCUGGCCCGAGCUCAAGAAGAUUACAGUGCCCCAGACUGUAGAUUCAUUAACGUUAAAAAAGGGCAGUGGAUCUAUGUUUACUCAAAGCUGGUAAAAGAAAAUGAAGCUGGAGAAUUUUGGGCUGGCAGUGUUUAUGGCGAUCAACCUGAGGAUGAGAUGGGAACUGUGGGUUAUUUCCCCAGCAACUUGGUCCAGGAGCAACAUGUGUACCAAGAAGCCACCAAGGAAGUUCCCACCACGGAUAUUGACUUCUUCUGCGAGUAAGAAGUUAGACAAAUUUGCAGAUAGAAAGGAAACACCAAAAACAAAGAAAAAAGCAAAAAUAACCAAAAAAUACAUGUCCCUAAUUUCUGA